GGAAGAGCUAACCACGUUCAUCUGGACCUCUAGAAGUCUAGAGGAAAAAGACUCGCGAAGAUGGGGGCAAUAGAUCGGACAUCGGAAUUCCAGAAAAUUCUGGAGAGCGUGGGGGUGAACCUCGCAGUUGGAAAGGGUAUUUUAUUUAGCUUUUAUGGAAGGAAGUUUACCGUGACGUCCGCAACAGAGUAGAACAUCAACAAGACAUCUAAAUUUUUCAAUAAGCAGCCAAAACUACAAACCUCCCAACUCAACCACAGCAUCCUCGAGUACAGCUGGAGCUUCUAGUAUCUAUGUGGUCUCAUCGGAGAUCGGACGCGACAUACAGGAUAUGCAGAACCAGAUUGACGAACUCCGAAAAGUCGCGAAGAAGAAGAAUAUCUUCGACGACAAAAGUUCACGGAGUGAUCAACUGAUAGUGCAGAUAAAACAGGUAUUACUAUUAUGACAGCUAAGUGAAGUUAAAUAACCUACAAUCUAAUUCAGACUCCAUUCUGACAGCUAUUUUUAAUACAACUUCACAGUGUUGAAAUGUCAUCGAUGUUCAAUCACCUACUUUUUGCUUCUUUUACAAAAACUUUCCACAUAGAAAAAGUAGAUCUUCUAUCAACAAAAGCAACCUUCAGACGCAUAUCAAUGCCAACUACUUCCCAUUCCAGAUGUGCGAGCAAGUGGAGCAGAAGAUUCAGAAAUUAGACCAGACUGCGAUACGAGUAGGCGGCGGGAAGCAAGCUUCAGAGGCGGCAAGAAAUGCCGUUGAAGCCCUCAAACUACGGCACAAAGACAUUACGCUAGAUUUUUAUCGCGUUUGUGAGGAGAGAAACAAAGCAGCUAUGGCCAUGCAGAAGCAGAGGGAGCAGUAUUCAGGUGGCACAUUGCGACCAGCGGCGAAGAGCAUUAGAGGUGCGGACUUUUUUGACGGAGGCACGGAGAUGGCUACUAUGGGUGGGGAGAGGGAUGGCCUAAUGCAAAGAGGCCAGUCUAGGAUAGAUCCUAUGUAUGCUGAUAGUCGCGCGGAAGCUAUGCAGACAGUUCAAAGGGCGAUUGCGGAUGUUGGUAUUGCUUAUAACUUACACUUACAUCUUAUCGUGUUUUAUUGUGCUGUAGAAGUGGUUCUUCAUUUUGAAGACAUUCUCCUGAUACUUGUUGAUUCUCAGUCCUUCCCCACGGACCCUUUCUCUCAGGUCAAAUGUUUAAGCGCAUGCGUGACUUGAUCCACGAGCAGGACUACGCAAUAAUGCGGAUAGACCAGGACGUGACAGAUACUCAAGAAAAUCUAGAACACGCAGAAAAAUCUCUCCUGACAUACCUGGACUCUAUAAGUUCGAAUCGCAUGCUCAUAAUCAAGGUUUUUGCGAUAGUCAUAACGUUUAUUAUUAUUUUCAUCGUGUUUUUGUCCUAGAAGAUGAAAAUAGAAACAAACCUAACAAUUGCCUCCUGCUCUACCCAGUUAUGUUUAUCCUCCCAAACCGAAAUUAAUCCAUCAAAUAUUGUCGGCCUUCAAUUUCCUUAAUUGAUCCUUGUAGAUCCUGCUCCUAAUUCUAUGUAUAUAGCUUUCCCCUUCCGCUCCACAACCAUACCUCCCAUUCUUCGCAGCUAGUAUGCAAAAACCUACUUCAACACUCACCUAUUAACUUCAAACACGAAGAUCGACGAACUGUAAAUAAAUAAUCAACGCGCAGUGCAAUUUCAAACUGAUACGCUCAAAGAUCAAACCAGUGGGGUCUAAGACUUUUAUGAAACCUGUCAAACAAGCUCUUUGAAACCUGUCUAAGAUAGUGCUUCAGAUGAAAUUAAAUCAACAAGCAAGCUCAGUCAGAUGAACAACACGCACAAGAUCUCGAAAUCUAUCAGAAAGCUCUCCGAAUAAAAUCUCUGUGUUGAUCUAUGUAUACCCCGUUGUGGAUACAAAGACUCAACGUGAACGAAUGUAACAGAAAAUCCAAGGGUUAUUGCCCUGUGAAUGAUAGAUCAAUUGAAAUUGGAUGCAGAAAUUUUCUAGUAUACGCUCACCCUGUCAUAAGUGAGCCUCCUCCUAUCCUAUCCUACCGAAAGGAGUUCUAUUGCUG
Molecule: messenger RNA, 2069 nt
Organism: Amoebophrya sp. A25
Lineage: Eukaryota; Dinophyceae; Syndiniales; Amoebophryaceae
Source: the annotation of a GenBank genome assembly